Salvelinus namaycush (lake trout) is the source of this 5783-nucleotide messenger RNA. RefSeq names its product ankyrin repeat and sterile alpha motif domain-containing protein 1B-like. Bases 47 to 3211 code for a protein of 1054 amino acids. Gene Ontology annotation, molecular function: protein binding. Lineage: Eukaryota; Metazoa; Chordata; Actinopteri; Salmoniformes; Salmonidae. The transcript has 22 exons. Gene Ontology annotation, cellular component: cytosol. The record is from RefSeq and is a predicted model, not a curated record.
GACGGAGAAUGGCAGUGCUCUCCACGAGGCAGCUCUCUAUGGGAAGAUGGAUGUGGUUCGUCUGCUGCUAGACUCAGGUAUUGAUGCCAACAUCACAGACUGCCAGGGAAGAACAGCUCUGGAGAUCCUUAGAGAACACCCCGCACAGAUGUCCCAGCAAAUCACUGCACUCAUGCAAGAAUAUAUGAUGGAGGAGAUGAUGGACAAUAAGAGUGUGUUGAUGGAGGAACCUAUUCGCCAGUGUCCUGUCCCCACACCUCGCACCUCUAUCCCCUCUCCCUCCGCCUCCCCCUCCCUCAGGCACAAAAAUGAUGCUGUGACAGGGGAGCUCUCCAAGCUGCUGAAUGAGAUGAAGAUGUGUCGGGACAGAGACUACUCCUUUGAGGAGCUCUGCCAGACCAUCUCAUCCCACUCUCAUUCCAUGGAGAGCUUUGGCAGCGGUCACCUAUCAGACGAGGAGCGACGCAGUAACGGCACCCUGAGCAGAGUCAGAAAGCGGCCCACUCCUCCACUUCCCCCGGCCCAGGAGGAAGAGGAGGGUGAGAAGAGCUGUGGCCCCGCUGGGUUCUGGGAGGCCCUCACACCCUGCAACGGUUGUCACAACCUGGGCUUCUCCAGCCUGUCACAGGACUCGAAGCGUUCGGCGGAGAUCGUACCAUCGCCCUCCCUUGACGUGUUCUUACCGGAGGAUGAGGACAAUCCGUAUGAGUCCGUCACCACCGCCGUGACCCGCAAACCUUGCUCGCUGGACAUCGGCCUACUCAACGCCUGCCCCCUCAACGGCCACUCUCCCCAGGUGACGGUGACUGAGCGGAGCUGUGUAACCAUAGGAACAGUCCUCACCGACGGGGCUACUCCAGACUGCUUUCCCCCUUCCCCAGACACUGCCCUGAAGAGCAUUGACAGAGUCAUCCGCCCACAGCCCAAACAGCGGACCUCCCUCUCCUCCUCCCUGGAUGUCCAGAACCAGAGGCCAGUCAACCACAGCUGUGAUCCCUCCGAGGUGAGCUCGUCCUUGGGCUACGCCAGCUUCAGCACCAGCCCGCCAGUCAGCCCCAACCAGGACUCACCCGGCUCCAACGACGACUGCCCCCUCACAGACGACGGGCCGUACCAGCAGAACCCUCCCCCCGCCUCUUCCAAUACACUCCCACUACCAGACGACCGACGACAGAGCCUCGUCCCCGUAGAGUUCGCCGGCCUCCUCCACGGCUCCUCGCCGGCCUGCGAGACGCCUGACACACCCUACCACCUCUACACCUCCAACACCAAACCCAAAGCCCGAAAACACACCCCCUCGGACCCCCACACCAGCCCGGUAACCACGCUCGGUAACCACGGCAACUUCGCUUCGGUAACCCAGCCUCCUGAAUUAGGAAUUGGACUGCCACCGCCCCUCAUUAUCCCUCACACAGGAAACGAGGCGUUGGCUCUGAAGACCCCCAAAGACCCCCUCAAAGACGACAGACCCCCCAAACCUCAGGUAGUCUAUCGCACCAUCUUCCACACCCGGGUUAACCAGAACCCCCAGAGCGCCUCGCCCUCCUCCUCCUCGCCGUAUGGUUGGAACGGGGAGGCGGUGGUGGUGAGGGGGGGUGUGUCGGGAGCUGGCGGACCCAGGGAGGGGACACCGGCUACUGGAUACGAGGACAGGGCCUUUACCCUGGGCAGGAUGAGAUCCAUACCUCGCAGUGUGCUGGACCUAAAGCUCUCCAAGUCACUGUCCAAGUCUGACUCCAACCUGGGGGCUGUGUCGCCCAUACAGGAGGAGUACCACUGGGGGUCGGGGGCCAGGGGCCAGGGGCCGAGAGGAAGCCCAGGGGACACCACCAGUCCUGGGGGCCAGCUAGAGAGAACACCCUCCUUCACUGCUGAAUGGGAGGAGAUUGAUAAGAUAAUGAGCUCCAUUGGGGCUGGCAUCAGCACUGGCACGAGCUCAGAAGGGAUCAAGGAGAAUAAUGCAGGUCCCCGGUGCCCCAUGCAGUCUGUGGGCCAAUGGCUGGACAGCAUUGGACUGGUCCAAUACGAGAACCACCUACUGGCCAACGGCUUCGACAAUGUGCAGUUUAUGGGCAGUAACGUGGUGGAGGACCAGGACCUGCUGGAGAUCGGGAUCCUCAACUCAGCCCACAGACAGAGGCUGCUACAGGCCAUACGCCUACUGCCCAGGGUGCGUCCUAUUGGCUAUGACGGUAACAACCCCACGUCAGUGGCUGAGUGGCUGGAGUCUCUGGAGCUGGGAGACUACACUAAGUCCUUCCUCAUCAACGGAUACACCUCCAUGGAACUGGUCAAGAAGAUCUGGGAGAUAGAACUCAUCAAUGUGUUGAAGGUCAGUCUGAUAGGACACAGGAAGAGAAUUCUGGCCUCGCUGGGAGACAGGCUUCACCAAGACCCUCCACAGAAACCCCCACGGGCCAUCUCCCUACGGGAGCCCGGUGGCUGCAACACCCCUCCCCAGAUCCUUCCGGGCCAGGCUGCGUACACCACGGCGGGCAUCCCGGGGGGCUCGUUGGACGUGCAGCACCUCAUCAUGCAGGCGGACGCACGGCGCCGCCAGCGCUCCAACGACAACUACUUAGAGGAGAUGCCUCGCUCCAAACUGGAGCGGCAGAUGGCCCAAGUCAGCAUGUACCUGGGCUCCAUGCUGGUGAAGGAGCUGAGAGGAACAGAGUCAACACAAGACGCCUGCUCCAAGAUGAGGAAGUCUACAGAACAGAUGAAGAAAGUCCCGACCAUUGUUCUGUCCGUCUCCUACAAGGGAGUCAAGUUCAUCGACGCUACAAACAAGAACAUCAUAGCUGAGCAUGAGAUCCGUAACAUCUCAUGUGCGGCCCAGGAUCCUGAGGAUCUGUCCACGUUUGCCUACAUCACCAAAGACCUCAAGUCCAGCCACCACUACUGCCAUGUCUUCACUGCCUUCGAUGUGAACCUGGCGUAUGAGAUCAUCCUGACCCUGGGCCAGGCCUUUGAGGUAGCCUACCAGCUGGCCCUGCAGGCCAGGAAGAGUGGCCAUGGCUCCUCCACGCUGCCAGAGAGCUUCGACCUCAAGCCCAACAAGCCCGUCCCCAAGCCCCGCGUCAACAUCCGCAAGUCUAUGGAGCAGCCGUCGAUGGAGCAGAAAGGUCAUGCCAACGUGCCGUGGAUAGUGGAACCAGGGCAGGAGGCCAAGAGAGGAGCGAACACCAAGUAUGAGACCACUAUUUUCUAAUAGCGUAUACCACCCGCCUGUCCACUCCUGUGUGUGUGCCUUGCAGAGAGCUGUCCCUCUAGAGGCCCCCCAACGGAGCUGCACGGCACGAGCAACCCUCUUAUGCGGCAACGUGUGUGACCUCACUGGCCGAAAAACCCACCCCGCCCGCUCCGCCAUUAGCCGCCGCAACCUCUGCAUGAUGCCGUUUGGCGCUGCGCUGUGUCUCUCUCACACACUCCUCUCUCUUGCUCUCUCCCCACCCUCCCUUUCCUUGUCCUGUUGACGCCUUAGCCUGCCUGCAGGGGCGGAGCAUGAACUUUUACCCUUGGGGUGAUGGUGCACCUCUGUGUCUAAACCUGUAGGGGGCAACAGUCAGUUCUAUUUUUACAUUUUCCAUGGUCAGCCCUCCCCUCCGAUGUGUCAGGCAGCCAGUUGGUUGGUCAGUCAAUCACUCUUAUUUGUUUUCCUGACUGGGGGGUGGAACCAUUUGGUUAUAUCUCAUUUUUUCCUCUUCCUACUGCUGUUCCUCUGCUCCUCGCUUUUCUUUUUUGUCUCUCUCUCUUUUUUCACCCCUUCGACAAGCUGAAUGAGAAUAUCUAGACCAUUAUGCUGCUAAGAACCCCACCCCUAACAGUCUUUUUGUCUUUGUUGUUUUUUAGAGCAAAGCCAAUUCUCCAGCACUAGGUUUGCGUGUUGAUGUUUUGGGGGAUUUUGUUGUCCAGUACUGGCAACCCAGAGGAAAGUGGAGGGAACAUUUGUUUAUCAGUUCCAUCCAGUUGGAGAGGAUAAUGGACUGCUAUGAGAGAUGAUGUAGCAAAUGUUACUUAACGAAAAAAAGUUGCUAGUUCAACAGACUCCUGUCUUGAUCAUAUAUCAGUCUUUGAUUUUUACAGCAGAUUAUUUUUUUGAGACAUAUUUUGAGAAUUUUUUGAGUGGCAAAGCGUUGUUUGUUUAUUUGACACAGGAAGGAAUAGUUUAUAAACCACAUGCUAUACCUGUGUCCAGAUUGAAUUUGUUUAAAAUAGGUUUCUAUACUUGUUUUGUUGGGAAAUGCUGAAAAGGUUUAGCUUGUGGCUUGUGAGGCGCAUGGAGUCCAUUUUGGACUGACUGGUGACGAGGGAGGGGCGGGGCCGGUGGAUAGGAGGCGGGGUUUGGGGACUCUCUGGAUAAGUGGUGUGAUCUCAUUCGCAGGGCAAUGCCGGACGCCCAUGUCUAUUACUGUGGAAUACAAAGAAUGUAGCCAGCCUUAAACAUGGACCCUCUCACACACCAUGCAAAAAGGACUACAAAUGUGGACCCUUCUGUCUCUGUGUCAAAGGACUACAAACAUGGACACUCUCUAACGAACUUGGUGUUUAAGGUUGAUUACAAAACAAGGACAUCUUCCCACAAACCACAAACAUUGGACCCAUGGACUAUCUGUGUACACACACACACACACACACACACACACACACACACACACACACACACACACACACACACACACACACACACAGAGAGAGUUAAGGGACUGCUUAGUAACAGAUGUCAGUCAGAUAUGUGAAUGUAGACUUUCAUUGAAGCAACUACAACUCUAGCCCCUGUUCUGCAUUCAAUUGGACCUUGACCUUUGAACUCUUUACCACGGUCACCCAAGGUCUGGACCGUAACGGACAACUGUCCACAAACGCACCACUGGGGCAUGUCUGUAUUUGAAUGGGGAUGAGGUAAAGGACUUCUGGUUGGCUCUUUUCCUCUUGUUUAAUGGUCAAUAAUACAAUAAUAUGGAUAGAAUUGGACUAGCCGUGCCGGACCACCAUGCAACAGGUGAGCCAUGUGCCAAGUGGCAUCACAAAGGAUGGCUCCGCCUACCUGAGCAAAACGCCAUCCAUCCCAAUUAAAGAAAUAUUCAUAUUAAUGCCGGACGUUUUAAAUGUUUCAUAUGAGAGUAUUAUAUUACCUUAUGAUUAUUCUUGUGUAAUUCUUGUCUACUCUUGUCUUAAUGUUACAUUAUUUUUAUAUGAUAUGCUGAAAUGAAAAAAUCCGGGCUUGAGAAUGAUUGCCAUCCUUUAAAAAAAUACCAUAAUAGUUCUAUACUGAGAGUGAAUGUUUCAGAUGGCUCCUCUCCUUAUGAUUAAUAAUAAUAGCUAUUAUUAUUUGUAUUAUUUGUAUAUUGGUGUGUCCGGUCAACACACCAAUCUGUUUCUCAUGGGGCUAGACUCAUAACUCCAAGCAGAUAUAAUAUUUUACCACAGUGUUUAUGUAUUCCUUGGAUGCAUACAUAGUCCUCUCUAAAUGUACAUAGAUAUUUUGCCAGCUCAUUGUUCAUACAUGUAAUGUAGUAAAACAUUUACAAAAAUAAAGGAAUAAAAUAUUUGCCGCACAUCGCACUGGAAACAAGGUACCAAAAUGAAAAGGUCAGAGUUGAAAAUAAAUCUAUGGUUCUAGAGAUUGUAUUGGGGAGGGUUGGGACAGGGGGUGAUGACAUCACUGCUGACUAACUCAUGUACAUAGGCUUGGGCUUCCAGCACACAGAUUUUGUACGUUUUGGUCAUUAUUUAUAUCCUUGUAAAUCACAUGGAAUAAACACAACUUGUACAACCAUUAA